GUAGAGCCGCCUGAUCUCCUCUUCCUCGAAGGCGGCUCUCAUGGUCUCACGGAACCUCUGGGCGGUACAGAACCCGAUCUCGAAUGGCUGGAAGCUCUUCCAUUCUAGCGUGUCGGCAUCGGUCCUCUCCCUCAGCAGCUGCCGGUUUGAACGACAUGUACUUGUGAGGGAUCUUUCGCUUCCGCAAUCCCUUGCCGAUGUACACCGUCAGGCCCUCUCCCUCUUCCCGCUGUCGAUGAUCGAAAGACGCUUCUUCAUCGUCGCACCAAGGCAGCGGCGGUCCUCCAAUUCGUCGUCUUCCUCAUCGUACCAACGGUCGACGAUCAACCGGGAGUCCUCUGACUCACGGUGGACGGAGUGGUCUUCGAAAAAGUUGCCACUAUGGGUUAGCUUUGUUGGCUUCUUACACAACGAAGACAUUUUUUCUUCUUCUUCUUCCCACCUGACGAUUGGAAUCGAAGAGGAAAGCGGCGGGAAAGCACAAGCAGAAGGAGAGGAAGAGGCGUCGUCUUUCUGUGCAGAUCUAAAGGGAAGAAACAAAUUAAGAAAUAGGGAGGAGAGAGGGGAUGAAUUACAGUGUCCCGUUGAGAUGAAUCGAGAAAAUGGAAAGGUCAAGAGAACGGAGGAGCUCUGGAAAUCCAGCCAGCACGCCGGCGUCGAAUGAGACUUGCAUUAUUAACCGGCUUUAAAGGUCGGUCUCCAGAUGCACUCCCGUCUUCCUCGCCUUCUUCUCCCCACCGUCGCCUAUCAACAGCAGCUUCUUCAACAUUGAUCGAACGCCUCUGCUGCCGUCGCCUGUUGGUUACGAUCGAAUUUAUUUUCCGUCCAUAACCCCACGCAUGCACCAUUGCCGCCGUACCCUCCGUGGCUAACCUUCCUCAGAAGACAGGAAAGCGCUCUCUCACUGUGGAAACUGUUAUGACAAAUUGUAAUAGAUUAAAAUUUAUAUUAUUUUUUAAUUGCCACGUCACUUAGUUAACGGUCAACAUUGAGAGUUGACUGCCACAUCAGCGAAAGUUAACGGAGUUGGACAGAGAGUGACGAAACGUGACCGGUUUUAAUAAAUUGAAGUACCACCAAUGGAUUUAAAUAUUUCGAGUCACCAAAUUUGAACGUAUUUUGUAAUCUCAGUGACCAACCAUGCAUUAAUGACGAAAUCACAAUAAUUUACACAAGAAAGUUGUUACAUUAAUAAUUGAACAUAAAAAUAAUUAAGAAGAAAUAAAAAUAAGCAAACAAAUACUAAACCCCCUAAAAACAAACAUUAAACCAUAAAAAUAAUAACAAAAAAUAAAAAAAAAAGCAACCUGACGCGGGCCCCACCCCUCACCCCUUCCUAGGGGUGGUAAACAGUAAUCCGGUAAACGGUUUACCGUUUUACCGAACCGAUAGCCGGCGGUAAAUGGUAAACCGUUUACCAGCGGUAUCGGCAGCCGAGCGGGAAGUUGGGGGAGUCGUUUUACCGGAUACGGUAUCGGUAAAUACCGACGGUAAGUCAAUAAUAUCGAUACAGAAAUCCCCCUCCCUAGUGUUGCGCUGCGUUUUGCUGCUUUACCCCCAAACGGCCAAACCCUAAAAACACUUCCCACUUCCCAGCGACCACGCCCGAGCCCUCCCCUCUUUUCGUUUUUUCCAUAACCGUCGCGCAGCCACCUGACCUCUCCAGGUCUCCUCUUCUCGACGUUCUCGUCUUCCUUCGAGGCUUCGACAGGCGGCGACGGCGGCGACCGUGGAGCGACGGCAACAGGCUACUCCGACUCGCGCACUUCCCUCGCCGGGUCUCUCCCUUCCCUCGCCGACGUGCGAUGCGUACCCAGUCGCCACCCCUUCCCGUCGCAGUCCUCAUCCGCGGCCCCGUCACAUUCCGGCUUCCCCUUCCCGUCGCCAGCCCUUCCCGUUCCCAAUUCCCAGUCCUCCCCCGCUCCUGCCAUCCUCGCCUGGAAGUAAGAAUUGUUGAAUUGCAGAAUUGGUUCCCCUGCCCUGCUGUGUGUUACAACAUCACCCCACUUCCAAAAAUUCGGUUCGAUAAAUAUUCGGUAAACCGCCUGAAGUCGCUUUUAACGGUAUUUCGGUAAUACCGGUUUGUAACCGUUUACCGGUAAUUCGGUAAUCGGUAAACCGGUUACAAACCGGUAUCGGUAAUCGGUAACCAAUUUGGCCAACUUCGGUAUACCGAAACCGAUAAAUUCGGUAAACAAUUUACCGUUUACCGAACCGAAUCCCACCCCUACCCCUUCCUCCCUUUUUUGUCUUCUUCAUGUGGGUAUUCCCCCUCAUUUUACCUCAUUUCUCCAUCUUCUCCACUUUUUCCACCCACGUUGUGGGAUUCUUUCCUAUUUUUCCCCUUAAACCCACCCACAUUGUGAAUGGUCUCAUCUUAAGCCUUUAAAAAGUGCUCAAGAUAGGGUUCAUAACCUUAGGGUGUUUAACAUGAGUAACCAAAUCUAGACCAUUCUUUUAAAUGACUGUAGAUUUAAGGGUUGUAAAUUAAAGACAUUUUAUUUUCCCUAUUUUUCUUAAUCGGAUCAUAUCAUCUUCAUUCUAACUCGGAUUUCAUUUUUUUUUUUUUUUUUUGAACAGAUAGAACGAGUUCGUUGUGCUCUACAAAAUAAAAUUCAUUUUCAAUAUUUUUUUUAGAAAAAAAUUACAUACCUCUUGUUACCAACUCCAUACCAUAUGGUAUCUCCUUCAUUUUUUAGUCGUUUUCAGAAUUUUUUGCACAGAAAGAACGAUUUAAUCAUGAUCUAUUGGAUUUCAAAAAUUUAUGGGUGAAAAAAUUUCAUACCUCUCGUUACCAACUCCAUACCGUACUAUACCACCUUGGUAUGGGGUGGUAUUUUUCAUACCAUAUGGUAUGCUCUUAUUUAAUACUAGUCAAUACCAUAUGGUAUAGACUGGUAAUAACUGGGCUUGAGUUCAAGUCCUUAAGCCUCAUUUCUUAAGGAAAAUCUUAAAGUUUUCCUAUUGGCUGAUAGUGGAUUAGGUAGUUAAUAGGUAGUUAAGGGUAAAUAGGGUUAUAAUUAAUUAAUGAUUCUCUUUCUCCCUCCUCCCAUAAUUUUCUCCAUAACUCUCUCUCUCUACAUUAUAAUCAAAAAGAAAUAUGAAAUUAAUUUUAUUUAAUAUUUAAUAAAAUCCGAAUUUAAUAAUUUUAUUUUUCUAAAAUGGAAAUUUGAAAUUUAAAAUAUAUGUCUCUCUCACAUCUUGGCAACUUCCGAUUAGUAUUACGUAUUAACAUUUUGUAAUGACAUUAUCAAUAUUUAUAAAUUGAAUCAUCAUUAGGGCUUUUCAUUGCAUGGGUUUGAGAUUUUUCGUUGUUAGGUAUUCGUUUUUGUUAUUAUUAAUGGUGUUCGACAUGUUUUUUAAUAAUUUUAUAUGACAUUAUUAACUUUUUAUGUUAUGUUUUGUUUGUAACAUUAGUAAAAGUGAAAUUGUGUUUUCAAUUUGUCGGUACUUGAAGUUUAUUUACUAUUACAUCGUAUUAUCAAUUUGAUUCGCAAUGAUUUAUAAUAAUUUGAAGUGCUAUUAUCAAUAUUUUUUUCCAAGCACAAUACAACCAUUAACAAAUAUUUAAUUCAUUUGUAAGAUUGCUUAUGUUUAGUGAUUUGAAUUAUUAAUUUUUUUUUUUGUUUAUGUUUGUAACUUUGUCAAAUGUGAAGCAUAUUUGUUAGAUAUUCGUUUGUUUAUGACAUUAUCAAAAGUGAAUUUACGUUUAAUGAUAUAACUAUGUUUAUUAAUCUUUCAGUCUAAGUUAGUAACGUAGUUUGGUGUCAUUAUUAAUAGGCGUGUAUAAGCAUUAUCAAUGUUUGAAAAUAAGAUAUUAAUAAUAUCUAAUAAGGUACUUAAAAAUCAUUAGUUGCUAUCAAUAUCAAAGUUUUUGGAUGCAUUAUCCAUUAAACACAUGUUACUUAUUAAUGCGUUUUUAGUACUAUUUGACAUUAAACAUUGCAUCUGAAUAUUAUUAAUAUUUUUAUAUUACAAAAAUCUAUUUCCUUAUCAGUGACUUGAUCAUUCGAUAUUAAUGGUUUUUAAUAUCUUUAUUAAAAGUUUGAUGUCAUUUAUAAUGUUGAAGUCGGACAUUUUUACAUUGAUGUUUUGUGUUUAUUUUCAACGAAAUACUUUUCGUUAUCAAUGAUUUAUUGUAUUGUUAUUAAAAGUUUGCUGUUGAGGCGUGAAUGUUGGUUUGCUUGAGCUAAUAUUUUUCUGGACAAUGUUUGCUUGACUGAAUCACACAGGUGCACUAUGUCACAAGUACCCAAGAUGUUGAAAAUUAGUAUUGUGCUUUAUGAUAAUUGAGAAUGAUAAUGUAAAACAAUAUUAAUUGAUCAUAAAACGUUAAUAAUGUCAUUAGAAAUCAUUGGAAGAGACCAUGACUAGAUAGUUAUAAACAUGAUGUGAAAAUGUGAAUCAUUAGUACUAAAGAUGUUGUAAAUCAAUGAUAUUGUAAUUCAAACUAUUAAUGACUAUGUUACAUAACUUUAAUGAUUCAUUCAUAGGCGUUGAUGACGAAAAUAUAAAACAGUAACAAUUGAUCCAAAAUUUUUAAUAAUGUAAUUGUAAGGAAUUAAUAAAUAUAUUGAAGUCGUUAAUAAUGAUGAUGUAUAAUAAUAACGAUUCAUUUCAUAUAUGUUGAUAAUGUCAUUGCAAAAUGUUAAUACUGUAUUGCAAGUUACCACGAAGUGAGAGAGAGCAUAUAUUUUUAAUUUCAAUUUUCAUUUUAAAAAAUAAAAAAUAUUAAAUUCGAAUUUAUUAAAUAUUAAAUAGUAAUAUUUAAUUAAAUUAAUUUUGAAUUUUCUUUUAAUUGUAGUGGAGAGAGAGAGAGUUAUGGAGAAGAUCAAGGGAGAGAGAGAGAAAGAGAAUCAUUAAUGAAUAAUAUUAAUUAUAUUUUCAUAAUAUCUUAUUUAUUCCAACUAACUAUUAACUAAUAACCCCUCAUUAACUACCUAAUCUAGUAUCAGCCAAUAAAAAUGGUUUAAGAACCUCCUUAAACAAUGAGGCUUAAGGACAGGAUCCAACCCGUAAUAACUGGCUCAAAUUUUUUUGUUCCAAAAUAUAUCAAAGUGGAUAUCAUUUUGAAGAGCACAAUUAAUCUUAUCUAAUUGUGCAAAAAAAUUAAAUACCGACUUAAAACGAGUGAGAAAUCGUUUGAUAAAGAUUAGGGGAGAAUUAAAGCCUUUCCAAGAGAGAGGAGAGGCGCUGAUGUGGCGGAUUCUAAUUGGGUUAUGCAUGGGGUUAUUGACCACAAGGUUAUGCACCUGAUCCACUCUUCCUUUAAAAACAGAUUCAUUGGUUAAAUUCCUCAAAGUCAUAAUUUUAUUAGAAAGUUAUCAUCUGUUAAUUAUCGAGAGGCAAAGAGCCAGAACUAGCGAUGACGGCCAGGAGGUGCAGCUUCGUGUAGUUCAUGGGGGCACACUGUAGUUCAGCACCCAGAACCGACUGAACGGUUCUAGUGGCUCGAACAGUUAACCGUCCUAGCUGCUCCCCAACCGCCAUUUCCAACCAUAGAGGUAGGAAGAUGAUUUUUCUUUCACAACCGUUAUCACAUUGUUUAGAACUAGCGUGCCCCCGGCCAGUUGACCGGAGGAAGAUAAGCUAUGGAAUUUGAGAAUGUAAUGCAGUGUAGAACUUAUUAUUGUAUAGUUUUUUUUUUUUUUGGAAACACACGUGAUAAAGAUAGUGAAUUUUAGCAAGAAAGAGACAUGAAUGAUGCAACGCAUCAAAAAUCAACCUUACAAACCAAGUUCGAGUACCUGUUACCUUAUGAAAUAGUAUUAUUUCUGGUAAUAUGAUGAGGUGAAAUCAGUUUUAUAGAGUUUGAUGCUUAUGUAUUGUAUCUCACUUCAAAAGAAACAAAUAUUGACUAAUAGUUGAGUUUAGCUUUUUCCUAUUUAUGCUAUGGUUUGUUAGUCAAUAUUUCUUGUUAUGUUAGUUUUCUUUUCAACCACGGACAACCAAAUGACAACAUACUUAACCAAAACAAUUCAUAAAUGAUUAUUAAAUAUUGUAAUAGUCUUUACAAAUACAAUGUUCAAUCAUUGAUGAAAGAUUAUUAAUAUUUCAAUAGUUUAAAAAUAAUUUUGAUGACACUUCACUUGUAUUCAAAAUUUUGCAUUUCUAAUAAUCCAAAAAAAGUAAAAUAUACCUCACAAAUAUAUUGUGUUCAAAUGACAUUUCGGCCAACAAAUUGGUUACCGAAAGAAUAGAGGAAACAUAACAUAAUCAUCAGGGGUGUUAAAGUGAGCCCGUUGGGUUGAAUCGGGUUGCACUUUUUUGUAAUUUCCUAUUUUAAUUUUUAAUUAUUUGUUUUUUUCUUGGGUUGAUUGACUUGGUUGGGUUUGUUGGCUCCGAUACCAAGAAUCUGAUCAAAGAAUUUUAUACCCAAAAAUUGAUAUGCCCUCAUGAUGUUACAUAAAGAUUCUGACCAAAGAAUCUGAUACCCAAAAAUUGAUAUACACUCAUGGUCUUUUUUAUGUAACUUUGAUUUCUUCAUUUUUUUUCCUUGUUCUUCAUGGAAGAGAAAUUUUACAAUACUAGAAGAACAAUUACAAAAUGAUACUCAAAAAUCUUCAAUACUAUCAUAAGUAUUAAUGACUACAGAAAAUAUAUCAUUAAAAAUAAAAAAAACUAGGAAAACAGAUAAAUGACUAUCAAGGAGUCAUAAUAAAUAAAUUGAAAGAAAGUAAUAAACAUCUAAAAACAAUAUUAAAAUAUCAAGUGAACGAAAAACAUAAAGAAUUGUACUCUAAUCUAGAAAUAACUAAAAAUAUAAUAGACAAUAUUAUCCGGUAAAUAAAGGAUAAAGAAAAAGCUAUUGCAAACUCUAAUAUCGAAGAAAAUGAAAUACUAGCAGAGGAAAACCGUAGAGAAAUAAUAAUAACCUUCAAGAAAUUAUAGUUAAAUUAGAAAAUACACGAUACCAUACUAUCGAAGACAUGAAAGAAUGUUUGAAAGAUCAUAAUAUUUCUAGUAGUGAUUUACUAGAAAUGAUUGUUGCACCUUAUACAUUAUGACUACUAUUGAAGAAAAUAUUAACAAACUAAAUGAUUUACUAAUGGCUUUAAGCAUUGAGUCCGAUAAUGAAGAAAAUAUCGAGAAUGAAAAAGUAGUUUUAGAUUAUAGUAGUGAUGAAAAUCCUUACACAAAUUAUGUCAAAACAGAAACUAAUCCUUUUUAUUCUACCGAAAAGGGAGGACACUUGCAAACAAUUCCAUCAAAAACAUAUAAGCGAAUGUUUAAUAAAUACAACAAUGGACAAAUAUCAUUUGACGAAUAUCUUUAUAAAAAUUACUACACUCCUCGUAGGGAGGGAGGAUGGACUAAAAUUCCUCAUUCAUAUAUUCCAAAAAUAUUCUACAACAAGUUAUAAUAGCUCAGAUAUUUUAGAUUUAGAUUGUAGUACUAAUUCAUUAAAAAACUAGAAGAUUGGAAAAAUCGAACAGGACUAUUAAUUCAAACUAACGAAGAUUUACAGAAACUACAACCUAGCGAAUUAUUUAAUUUCAUAAUAUAUAAAACCACUGGAGCAGUUUACCACUAUCUAAGUACAAUGGAUAUUCCAACAAAAACAGUUCUAUACGGAGACGAUGCCAUAAAAACUUUUGAAAAAAAUAUUAAAUGCUUUGACCUAUGGAUUCCUAGGAAGAUAUCCGCGGGAGAGAGAGAAAGUAAUGCAACCUUGAGUAAUCAAGCUAUUUGACACUUAACGAAUUUAAGAAUCUGUAAUAUCUGUUAUCUAGAAUCAUUCAUUUGUGAAUUUAAAAUAAAUUACUAUCAAGUUACUCCAAUAGCAAGAAAAGACUUGGACAAAUUAUUCUUUUCUAAAUCACCACUAAUAGUAUCAGAAAAAGUAAAAACUUCCUUCAACGAAGCAGUUCAAAAAAGAGAAGUACUAGAUACAUUAGCAGGACGAAUUUUAACAUUACAAGAAUGGCAUAAAAGAGCUUGUAAUAAAGAAAAGCUGAAAAAAGCAAAAAUUUAUCUUUGUUGUGAAGCUUCCACAUAUAUAAUAGGAAAAUACGGAUGUAAUAGUUAAAACUAAAGAAUAAAGAAAAAACAAAAAAUGAAAAGUAUAAAAAAUGGCAAAAAAAUACCUUAUAAAGAAUAUAGGAAAAAUAAGUAUAGAAUUUCUAAUAAAUAUUUCCGAAAUAGAAAACAAUAUAAACAAAAAACAAGACAGAAAGAUUAUUGUUCUUCUUAGCCAACGAAAGCAGCAGUAAUGGCAAUGCUAUAUAUAUGGCAAAAAAUCACAACCUACAGUAGCUAGCAGAUAAAAACUUCCAGACAUAUAUAUAAUAAUAUAUGUAUAGCUUUACUAGCAUAUAUAUAUAUAUAUAUAUAUGCUUUGUACCCCAAUUAGAGCCCAUAUAGCGAAGUGGAUUCAGCCCGACCAAAAGUACCUACCUCAACAGUAGGAAACCUUCGCUCCCAUUUAGGGUCUAUCGAUUCAUGCUACCUAGGCUGUUUGAUUUUGACUCGUAGUUGCACUAGAUCGAUUCUCCAUCCAGAUUCUCCUUCGCAUGAACUGGCAGGCGCUUCUGAAAGCACCGAAACUUUGUAUGCUUCCUUUUCAUUGCCUCAUGUCUUUCUCUUGUUCAUAUUCAUAAUGGAAUUAACCUAAUGCACCACAGCUGUAUAUCCCAUUAAUAAACACAAGGGAAAAGAGGUCAUAUUUGGCCGGUUGAGAAAGGGAAAAGGAGGAAAGAAAAUCAAAAGAAAAGAAACAGAUGAUAGCAUCUUGUGAAAGGGAACACGUGCAGACAAAUUAUUUGGCUCCACUAAUUAUUUGUUUUCCCUUUUCGAUCAAUGCAGCGGCGAUAAUUGAGUUCUUCCGGAUCGGGAGUCUCGAUUGUAGAGCGAGUCGUGGGCAACGAAUAGGAACCAGACGGUAAUCGACAUGUUCGGUAAAUAAGACAGCAACCAAACGUCUUAAAAUUAUUAGAAACCGAACAGAAAAAUAGGGUAACCGAUCUGGCUGAGUCGGGGACUAGGUCGCUCUCUUUAAGACGUUCGCGGCGCUGCCUUCAUUGCGCACGGCAGACUAUCAGCCGGUCGCCUCCAAGAUAAAACAGUCACUCUAAUUUUGUUGCUCAUCGGUUUUGUGCGAAAAUCGGAGCUCUAUGAACUCACUCUCUUUCUCGUGUUUCUGCUCUCUGAGGUCUGUUUAGAGGGUCUGGAGGUCUGCUAUUUGUUGGAACAGAAAACCCAGAAUAUUCCCUCUUUCUUUGGGAAUAAGUCACAUUUUAAUUGGGGAGAUAAUUACUCUCAUAAUUAAAAUAUAAUCUCUUAAGAUAAUUAAUCCUAAUUAUCUCCAUAAUAUUCCUUUUAUUAAUUAUCCAUUUUAUCUUUGUAUUAUGGUAAAAUAUUGGAUAAUUAAUUAGGAAUUUCAUUUAUAACUUUUCAAAGCUAUUCAUCCCAACAAUUUCGAGGGAUUUACACCAGUUGGGCUAGCAUCCCAACAUAUUGUUGGGCAUAAUGUUAAACACAUUCACAUCCAAGGAAGCAGAUCAAGCAUUCAAAGAAUCAUACAAAGCUCUUGCCAUGAAGCAAAAAGUGGAACCAACCACUUCACAACAACAUUUGGCGAUGAGAAUUCCAGGUAUCAAUAUAAAAAAUAUCCUGGCCACAAAGGAAAGGGAAGAAGCUAAAAACCCAUACUUCAGAAAUUCCAACAAUGUUGGAAUGAUCUUCUCAACUAUGAAGAAAUCCAUACUACCAUGGGAUUUUACCCAACAUUCAAAGGUGGACCAAAAGCACUAGUCACAGAAGAAGCUUCACCAGCAACAGUAUUCGUCUUUAUCAAUAUGGAUUAUUGGACACCAUUUACACCAAAAAGAUUAACAUCUUCGACAAAUUUCCUAUUGAAUUCAAGAUGACUGUGAAAAGAUAUCUUGAAUUCUUUGCCAAAUGAAGAGAGAUUUAUCUGAGAUGUCCAGCUAUCCAGUAUUCAACCAAGAAGAAAUGACUAUACCAUCAAAGGCCAUCAUCAAAAUGGGAGUUUCAAAUGGAAAUUACCCAACAAGGGGUGACCUGAAUACAGUCAAAAUACCAGAAGACUAUCAGGUGAAAUCAUUAUUUUCGGUGUGUCUAGCCAUUUACUACAUUAACCCAACAGACAACCUCAAGGUCAAUUGUGGGAGCAACCAUAAAGUCAUCAUCAGUAAUUCCAAGACACAAUUUACUACAGAAGAAUGGAGCCUAAUCACAGAUCUAGCCAAAGUUUUCAUCAAUAUAGAAGGAACAUUGACUCCACUAGCAACAGAACAAAAACAACUGCUGUGUGAAUUAUUGCAACUACACGAAGAUCAUAUCUGCAUUCAUUGGGCAGUCGACACGACCACCACUACCACUAGCAGCAAUGAUGGAGAAGAAUAGAAAGAAAGAAGACAAGGAUGACUCACCUUCAAGAUAAAAUAAAAAAGAUGAUAGCUACAUCACACUAAACCUUGUCUAGUUGUCUUCGCAAAACUUUCCUUGCAAAUGUAGCCUUGUAUUGUAAAACUAGUUUGUUUGUUUUCUCACUUGUUGGAAAGUUAUGUAAGCCCUUACGUAUAAGCAGGUUAUGAACCUGCUAUAAAUAUGUUUGCGAAGAGGUCAUAAGGGGGAAGAGAAUAAAAUUUUCAGUUUGAGAAUUUUCUCUCAAAGCCAAGACUCUGUCUUGAGGUGCCUAGGCACUUAAUGUUUGAGGUAAUACUUUGGAGACACUCUUAUCCCCCAUAAAAAACACCACACGACAAAAAUCAUCAAACCUGCAAAAAUUCCCAAACGCAACUCCAACGACCAUCACCAGCAUUCUUCACUCAGUAUCACCAUGAAGACGUCAAACAACAAGGAAUCAAACCAUUCAAACUAAACAAGAACUAGGUAUGUUUGAUAAACCUAGUACCGGUAAAAAUUAUUUUGGGUAUUUAAGCAAGAAUGAAGAAGAACACUAUUUCUUGGAUGGUAUCAUAGAUAUUAAGAAAAUCAAGGAGCAAACUAAUUUUACCUUAUCAAAAACUCGAAACUUUAUCACCAAGCCAUUCUUAUCUAAACUCUUUGAUAGAAUAAAUAUAAUUAAAUAUAGAAAGAUGAUAGGAGAAACAACAAUACCUAUAGAACAAACCAAAGGAGAUUUUCUAAUUCAAAUACUAAACAAAGAACAAAUUAGGAAAAAUUUAUCAAAAUUACAACAAGAAGAACGAAGUAAAAUAUCUUAUAUUCAUAUUAGCACGAGAAAUAAGAGAUGACAGACUCGUUAAUGAUGAAGAAAGUAUAAUAGCAAAAGGACAAGGAAAUUUAGGAGUAGGAAUAAUUAAAUUUGAUAUUAAUUUACAAUAAGGUCUAAGUCUAACGGACGGAAAUCUUGAUUCUUCAAUUAUUAUAAAAAUAUGAAUUAAAAUGAGAAAAUUCUAUGAGGGAAAAUAAUAAACCAUUUUCAGUAACAUACCAAAUAAACUACGCCUCAACCAAUAGUCAUCAUAGUUUAGCAUUCAAGGAUAAGAAAGCUAUUACCAUAGAAGAUUUAUUUAAGCCACUAAUACAUUUAGAAUUCGCUCUAAAAAUAAUUAAAUCAAGUUAUAAUAAUCCAAGAAUUAGCCUAGAUGGACGAAACCCCUCUAAAAGAAUAACAAAUAAACUAAAAGAAGAGGAACGAGAAGAAAAAGAAGAAAUAAAAGAUAUCACGAUACUUCAUAAAAAUAAUAACGAUAGUGAAAUAAAGAAGCUACAAGAAUUAAUUAUAGAAUUAAAAGAUAAGAUAUAAAUACUUUAUUAAAAUGCACAGUACUCACCAUAUAAACAAGUUAAUAGAAAAAAUAGACACUAUAGAUCUUACUUCAAUAAAUGACAUCACUAUGGUUAUACAAGAACUAUCAUACUUUGUCUCUGAUAUUGUAGAAGAAAAAAUGAGUAUUGGAAUCACAGAGACAUUAGAAGAAGCUGUUUCUAAAACCGAAUUAAUUACUGAUAUAAUAACUUAGUCUAAGUAAAAUAAAACAAAAACUAAUGAAUAAUUAAAACUCAGUUUUUAAUAAGUAUCAAUAAGAUAGGAAGACUAAAAAAUCUCAUUACGAAACAGAAAAUUAUAAUGGUUGAGUCAUGUCACUAUCUCCUUCCAUGAAGAACAAGUAAAAAAUGAAGAAAACAAAGUUACGUACGAAAGACCAUGAGUGUAUAUCAAUUUUGGGGUAUCAGAUUCUUUGGUCAGAAUCUUUAUGUAACAUCAUGAGUGUAUAUCAAUUUUUGGUAUCAAAUUCUUUGGUCAGAUUCUUGGUAUCAGAGCCAACAAACCCACAAAGUCAAUCAACCCAAGAGUAAAAACAAAAUAUUAAAUAUUAAAUGAGGAAAUAACAAAAAAGUGCAACCCGAUUCAACCCAACGGGCUCACUUUGACACCCCUAAUAAUCACCUUCCUCCUAAAAUCCAAAUUAAUGGCUAAAUUGCAAGUUUGGUCACUUGAAUUACUAGUAAAGUUCACGUUAGCCACUAUAAUUACUUUAUUUCAUCCGUAGUCACUUAAAUUAGGUUAACAGUUCAGGUUUGGUCACUGGCCCGUUAGUCUCCGUUAACUAUUGCUUAUGUGACAGUCAACUCUUAUAGUUGACCAUUAAAUAAGUGACGUGGUAAUUGAAAAAUAAUAAAAUAUAAUUAUUUUUUAUUUUUCAGCUAAUUAUUAUAAAUUAAAAAAAGAAAAUCCUAAUCUCUUUAAUGAUUAUUUUCCACAGUCGUCGGCGUUGCAAUUCUACUACCCACCGUCCUCCUCCUCCGAUUCCGUCGCAUGAAUCCUUAAAAAAAUAAUAAAUUAAAAUAAAGGUGAUGAGAGUGUGGAAAAUUUCGAAAAAAGGGGCAGAAGAUUAGGUUUUGCCACUUUGCACCCUCUGAUUUGUCCUUCUACAAUUCUCGUUUUGCUUGCCUGAAUGCACUAUAUGGAGACUAUUUGGCAACAACAUUAACUCCAGCUGGCGGCUCCUGGUACCCCGUCGUGAUUCCGUUGUUACCCUCUGUCACCAUCGCCUCCAACUCGUUGUUUCGCGUUGGUAGCACCAUCAACUUAUCUAUGGAGCCAAUUACGUCGUUGAUUCCCUCUGCUCUGCCCCUUCCGUGUCACUAGCGGCUCCAUAAUAAUUCUGAUAAUUAGUAGCUCACGGGUAAUUGACCUCUUGAAACCGGCUUUGGUCAGCAGUAGUGAAUGGGUGUCGAACCUCGGCUGCCGACGUUGCCGUUUCCCAAGCACUAUACCUGACCCCAUAACCCUCCUCAUUAUCAUAGUCUUGCUGAUUCCAGCCUUGAUAAUGUCCCCAAUUCGAGGUUGGACUUCUCGUUUUCUCGGCGGCAAUCCCGAAUCCGGUCGCUUGAAUCCGGAGUGGCUGAGUUAUGGAGGCAGGCGAAGGUGUCACUGGAAUUCAAAGUAUCGAUGAAAACUAAUCGAACACAGGCGGCGGCGUUGUGCAACACAACAUUUCUGGCUCCGACAAACAGGCUAGACCUGUAAAUUUUUGGCGAAGAAGAGGAGGAGGACGCCGAUGAGAAGACAUAGCGCAAAGGAGUGUACAAAACAGGGGAAGAGGAGUAAGAGUUGAGGAGAGAGGAUGACGAAGACGCGACGGCCGGAGGGUCGUUGCAGCGGCUGUUACGGUAGUGCUUAUUCCGCUUGUGGUGAUGUAGAGAGGGGAUUGACGAACAAGUUGAGAGGGGUGAGGUUGGGUCGUAUAAGAAUAGAAGAAAAGAAAGAAUUUUUUUUUUUAAUGAAUGUGAAAAUGAGGUGGAAAUUUUAAAUGAUUAAAUUUUAUUAUUAUUUUUUAAUUGCCACGUCAGUCAUUUAACGGUCAAUUAUAAGAGUUGACCGCUACAUCAGCAAAAGUUAACGGAGACUAACGGCCAGUGACCAAACUUGAACUGUUAACCUAAUUUAAGUGACUACAAAUGGAAUAAAGUAAUUCUAGUGGCUAACGUGAACUUUACUAGUAAUUCAAGUGACCAAACUUGCAAUUUAGCCCCUAACUAUUGAGCCCAUCGAACCUGGCCUUUCCUUGCCCUGUUCUAGGGUUCCUUUUCUGGAUUUGCUCUCCUUGGCGCUGGGUUAUGCAUCUAGGGGUCUCCUCUCUAGAUGGUGGGUUCAUCAACAUGCAUGGUGAAUCGAUUCAUCAAUUUCCCCUCCGUUCCUCCUGUUGGUAGUUCUCUGCCUCUUGGUCGGCGUCGGUGGAAGGAAGGCGGUGUCUAGCCCUUCUGGUUGCGGUAGCAGAUCUUGGAUUUUGGGGUUUGUCCUCUUCUCCCUUGACCAAGUUUUUGGUGCCUCGUCUCCCUCUGCUUUUUCAGUUGGGAGCAUUUCGAUCCUCUACCCUUUCAACUGCCAUGUAAUCCCUUACAAGAGAUUCAUUGUGUUGAGCAUCUUCGAGCGACUCCUAGGUGGCGGCCUAUGGCGUUGUGUUCAAUUUUCGUGGACUCGGUUGGAUCGGACGAGCUGAUUGUGCUUGGUGCUCUUUGAUUGGUUUGAUUGCAAGCGAGCUUUUGGUGUAUUCUGGAUCUGAUUCAAGUGGUCUUUUUUUAAGUUGAUCCUUUUUGUGUUGUGUUCUCCUCUUGUUGUUUUUCUUAACACAGAUUGUUCAGCUGUGUGCUUGAGUUUGUUUGACCUUGAUUGUUUCUAAGCUUCUGUGUUGGCUUGCCUUGUACCUUUCUUUCAAAGAGCAAUACAAGUAAAUCUUUUGUAUAAAAAAAAAAAAAAAAAACUACACCUAUGAGGCUAUGACAAAAAAAUCAGGGCGGCCUACAAAAUGUUUGGACUUUCAGCAGACUCAAGUUUAUGGGCCUGUGGGCUAAACCUAUUCCCUGGCUAGCUCCAAGUUUGUUCUCGUAUCGGGCUGCAACGGAUCCAGUUUCGUUUUAAAGCAUCAAACCGGCGUAGCUGUUCGUAAACCCUGCCGCCCUUUACUCUCUCGAAGAAUUGGUUAGGGUUAGGGCUGGAGCUACUCCCACUCCGCCGUUCCUGCCUCUUAGGUCUUGCCUCCCUAACCUCAUCCUUCUUCUAUUUAACAGCCGCGCUUCCUCAUUCUGUCAUUCCAUCCACCACAAAGCUUAAACCAUUCCGCCGCCAUUGAAAUUCUUGAAGGUUCUUCUCCAAUUCCCAGAUUUUCUUUCCUUUUCUUGUUACAAACUAUUUUCUUUUCUCUUGCUUAUCGUAUCGAAGCCGGAUCGGGAAGGAAGGGGAAGAGGGAUCGAUUGCGGUGAUUAGAAUAUAUAAUUCCUCGUUCUGAAUGCCUUUGGCAUGACAGACUCAUUAUACACCCAUAGAAUCUGAGCAUCGUCCCCCUCAGUCCUCUCUUAUCCUAAAAGUUCUUAGUUUGCUCAGUAUUGCGUUUGUUUUGUGGGUCUUGUUUGAUUUUAAUGUUUUUUCCCCCUCGAAUGUUAUAGCUUCCAGUGAUGAUCAAAAUCAUAACUUUCGUUCUUCCGAGAAACCCCAUGCGGAAACUUUUGGAGACCUGAACUGAGGAAGCUUGAUAAAUUUUGUCAACCAUUCUUUUAUCUUUUUUAUUCAAAUUUCUGAGCAAGUGUUUUCAACCAAGUGAAUAUUGUGAAUCAGGAGCUGCCAGUCACUAUAUGAAGGACACUGUUGACAUGAAUUUACAAUGUCUUUGAGGGUCAGCUUCUAAAAUCCACUCGGUGGUGUUUAAAGCCCUAAUCCGAUGGAAGGAACACUUCUAUGGAUUAGGGUUACGCACGCCUCCAAAUUUAUGUGAAGAACAAAACUCAAGUAUACUUGAGAUGUGUCUCUACGCUAUUGAUUCUAUAAUCUCCUCAUUUCUCAGACUUGGAAACUACUUCAAAUCUUAAAUCUUGGUUGUGGAUUCGGAUUCGUGUUCUUAAUUGGUGGAACCCAAAAUCCCUCUUUAUUCAUUGCUUCGCUACUUUGUUGCUGGUGAUUGAUUAUCGUGGUUUGCAAGAUGAAUGGGAUGGAAUGUUUCUUACCACUGAGCUGAAUUUUGAAUGGAAUAAUGUAUUCCUCUACAACAUCAGCCUAGUUUCAGCUAUGCAAGUCUGUUCUUUGUGCUGUGCCAUUACAUCUUGAGCGUGAGAUGUUCUGGCAUUUUCUCUAACUGCAGAAACUUUUGCUAGGAACAGGUGAAAGAGAUUCAGAAGAGAAUUAGAUCGACUCAAAAGGAAGAUGACUUCCUUGUUUGUGUUUGUGAAAGGACGAAUGUGAGGGAAUUCGUCCGAACUUGAGUUGAGGCCGAGCCCAAUACUUGCCCCAAUAGAAACACCAAGGACGAGCCCACUUUAACUCGGUCUGUCAAAGUUACCAACUCUGGUCCAAAUAAAUCUACACAUAAUAUAAUAUGCCGAAGGGAAAAAUGGGAGCUCCAUUUCAAAUUUCCUGCAACAAGAGUGAAAGUAGGAAGAACAUUUUGGUCUUCACAAUUGUACUGGGAUUGAACCAUGACCAUUUUAAAGAAAAGCAAAUUUUCUGC
Linum trigynum is the source of this 16436-nucleotide messenger RNA. Lineage: Eukaryota; Viridiplantae; Streptophyta; Magnoliopsida; Malpighiales; Linaceae. The record is from the annotation of a GenBank genome assembly.